Messenger RNA from Gordionus sp. m RMFG-2023, 2246 nucleotides. Its product is annotated as broad substrate specificity ATP-binding cassette transporter ABCG2-like. Gene Ontology annotation, molecular function: ATP hydrolysis activity; ABC-type transporter activity; ATP binding. The record is from RefSeq and is a predicted model, not a curated record. Gene Ontology annotation, cellular component: plasma membrane. The coding region runs from base 243 to 2246 and encodes 667 amino acids. Lineage: Eukaryota; Metazoa; Nematomorpha; Gordioida; Chordodea; Parachordodidae. Gene Ontology annotation, biological process: transmembrane transport. The transcript is spliced from 16 exons.
AUAACCCAUUGACAGAUUAUCAAAGUUCCCACUCCUCAUCUACUCAUGAAUUUUCCGAUUUGAGUUCCCAUCCCAAAUUAAGGAUAUUAAAUUCUGGCCAAACAGCAAAUGAAAAUAAGAAUGAUGACCUUUCUCCCGAACCUGAUUUCAAAGAUUGCCUUGAAAGAGUUGACUUAAAUGACAAGCUGCUUACUCCAAGACAAAAACAAUCUAUCAUCGGGUUUGGUCGCAAAUUGACGAAGAUGAUUAAGACCAGUGGGGACCAGGAUAUACGUAAGUUGAAAAAAGAAGCUUUUUUGGAAUCAAACUACGACACGACUCUGCCUAAACUAUCUUUUAAACAAGCUGUAUUAACAUUUAAGGAUUUGACUUAUAUCAUUCCGGCUCACAGGAAGCACUUUUGGAAACCUAAAUUACCACCAUUCGUCGUACUCGACCAUGUUAGUGGCAUAUUUACUCCCGGGGUUAAUGCGAUAAUGGGACCAAGUGGCGGUGGCAAAACUUCCUUGCUAACGGUGCUAGGAGGAAGAAGGGAUAUAGAUACAGUCGAAGGAACGAUUUUGAUGAAUGGAAAACCGAUAUCAAAAAAUUUCUUGAACGAAUCUGGAUUCGUGACGCAAGAAGAUAUUAUGAUGGGAACUUUAACCGUCCGUGAAAAUAUAAUGUUCUCUGCAUCCUUAAGAUUGAGCACCAAAAUUGCGACACGCAAAAAGAAGAUCAUGGUAGAAAGAGUCAUCCAAGAGUUGAAUCUAUAUAAAUGCGCUGAUACAAAAGUUGGAACGGAGUUAAUCAGAGGCAUAUCAGGAGGCGAAAGAAAACGUUGCAAUAUAGGAAUUGAAUUAGUCACGAUCCCAAGCAUACUUUUUCUAGACGAACCUACAAGUGGAUUAGAUGCUUCUACCGCCGUUACUGUAGUCUUACUAUUAAAAAAAUUAUCUGAUAAAGGCUGCAACAUUAUAAUGUCCAUACAUCAACCUCGUUACGAUAUUUUUAAAGCGUUUAAUAAUUUGAUAUUACUAUCCUCUGGUCAAAUAGUGUACCAUGGAUUAUCAUCUCAGGCGUUGGAUUAUUUUUCAGCCAUAGGUUUUGAGUGCGAAGUUCAUAACAAUCCUGCUGAUUUUUUUUUGGAUGUUGUAGAAAAAAAUUCUAAAAGAAUCAUCAAAGAUGAGGAUGGCCAUAUAAAAGAUAUGGGUGAUGAUGAAAACGCUGGUUAUCAUGGUAUGCCAAAAGUAGACUUAGCAAUGAAAUACGAUAAGUCUUUACCAUAUACUAAAGUUCAAUGCGCACUAAAAGAAAUAGAUAAAAUAAAGCCGGAAUUAAAAAAGCAGAAUUUUAUUCGUAAAUUAACGAAAAAAGGCCGAUCUACCAUGUACUCCACUAAUUUUUGUGAACAGUUCGGAGUCGUUAGUCGAAGAACUAUUAUGAACAUAAUCCGAAAUCCCCAACCCGUUUUGGUGCAGUCUUUCACCAUGAUUAUGUACUCGUUUAUAGUCGGCUUCAUUUAUUUCCACGUGGACAACUCAAUUAAAUUUGGCUUACAAAAUAGAAUCGGAGCCCUCUUUUUUAUAUUAAUGAAUCAAGUGUUUGGAAAUUUGUCGGCUAUCGAAUUAUUUAUGAAGGAAAGAGUUUUAUACGUGCACGAGACUACCAAUGGUUUUUACAGGGUAUCCGUUUACUUUUUAUCAAAAUUAUUAUGCGAUUUGAUACCUAUGCGUUUUGUACCAGUUUUAUUAGUUUCCAUCAUUGCAUAUUGGAUGAUAGGAUUGAAACGUUACGCUGGAAAUUAUUUUAUUUUUAUUCUGAGUUUAAUUUGCCUAACCACAUCGGCCAGUAGUAUGGCGUUAUUAGCCAGCGUCUCUUACGAUACUAUAGGGGUUGCUACGAAUUAUUGCGGUCUAGUUUUCGUAUUUAUGAUGGUAUUUGGUGGACUUUUCGUAAAUCUUCAAUCUAUCUCCCCAAAAAUACGAUGGUUAAAAUAUUUCAGCAUAUUUAGAUAUGCAUACAAUGCACUAUUGAUUAAUGAGAUUAAAGAUGCUUCGUUUUGCGGUGCAGAAAAGAAUUUUGUUAGCAAUGGCACGGAAGAACCUGCUUGUGUUUAUGGUAACAAUUACCUAGAAUCACAGGGUAUCCCUUAUAAAACACGUUGGAAUUUGUGGAGCAAUCAUUUUGCCUUAUUCUGCAUGAUUCUUAUUUUUUGGUGUUUUUCUUACAUCCAAUUAAGGCGUCUGCGAAAAAAUGCUAAAUAG